ACGCUCUAAACUGCGUGAAGUACUGAACCGCAUUGGAGGUAUGUUUGUGUGAACACUAGUCACAUCGGUGCCAGUCUCAGUGGUGAAGUUGUCCCUCUGCUGCACCUCCUACAGUAUCAAGCCCAGAGACUUCCCCCUCCUUUGGAACAAUGAACGGAUAUCUCUAGCUGUGCGUAGCGCACUAAGGUGGGGUUCUUUUCGCCAGCAGCCGGCUCGAAGAACGAAUCCGUGCGUACGGUCCUCUCUUCACCAAGCGCCCGGCUUCAUACGCUCCCCACGGAACGCCUUUCCCGGAAAUCCAAAGUUAGCAGAUCCCGCGAACGCUCCAGGCCUCCGAAACUGCUCAGUUUCGUCGAAACCCGAAAAUCGCAACCCGGGUGUUAUGGCACAACCCGGAAAUCGCAAGGCGGGUAACCGGCGUCGCUCGAGCGGCGAGCAGGCGAUUAUCGUCGGAGUACUCCUGACGCUAAUCUUUCUCGUUUACAACGGACGGUUUCCGUCUAUUUUUCCGUCUCGCAAGACCACGCUGUACGACAACCUGAGCUCCACGGCGCUCCGUAAGCUGCAAGCGGAGGAUGCGGCGCUGAUCGCGCCGGAGGAGGCGGAGGGCGAUGCAGGGAGCCCGCCCGCCUUCGACGCCGAGGAGCCGCCGUAUUACAUGGAGCCGCGCGUCAAGGACUGGGAUGCGCAGCGCAAUGCUUACAUCGCGGCGCACCCCGGGUGCAACGCGACCAAGGACGGCAAGCCCAAGAUCAUGCUGGUGUCUGGGUCGAACAGCAAGCGGUGCGGCGACGGCAACAGCAGCGGCGACUUCCUGCUGCUCAAGUUCCUCAAGAACAAGCAGGACUACGCGCGCAUUCAAGACAUGCCGUUCUACUACGGCAUGGGCGCCAUUGACCCGCACCUCAAGACGUUCUGGGUGAAGCUGCCCAUGCUGCGCAUGCUCAUGCUGCAGCACAAGGACGUGGAGUGGCUGCAGUGGGUGGAUUCCGACGCUAUGAUCACCGACAUGGCGUUCCGGUACCCCAUUGAGAACCAGGCGGGCAAGAUCCUCGUGCUGUCGGGGCUGGAUGCUGACGUGUACGGCAAGAAGGACUGGGUGGCCCUCAACACGGGAAGCUUCUUAAUCCGCAAUUCACAGGACGGGAUUGACUUUCUGGACGACUGGGGGCAGUACGGGUACUCGGAGAAGGUCACAGUCAAGUGGGGGGAGAUAGCCAGCAGGGUGCUUCAGAAACGCAAGAACUGGCCGGCGGACGACCAGACGGCGCUGGUGCUGAUGAUCACUGGGGAGGGCGAGAAGCCCGACGACAAGGCCAAGGGGCUCAAGCCGCUGGCGGACCGCUGGGCCCCUCGCAUGCACCUGGACCCCACCUACACCCUCCAUGGCUUCUGGGGGAUCUUCGUUGACAAGCUGGAGAAGAUCCAGUCCAAGUACCACAACGGCGUCGGGGACUGGGAGUGGCCUUUCACGGUGCACUUCACCGGGUGCAAGCUGUGCGACCGCAAGUUCACUGACUACGACCCCGAGACGUGCGACCGUGGAAUCCACCGCGCGUACGCCUUUGCGGACAACCAGGUGCUCAAGAGAUAUGGCCUGGAGCACGCAAACCUCAAUGACACUGCCAUCACGAAAAUUGGAGCGCAGACAGCAUGAUUCUGGGAGGUGUACCGUGUGGGGAAGUAAUGUGGCAGGAAGAAAGCACCACGCUCAUGUCAUGUGUGCCAUUACAGUACCCUGUCAUUUGUUAGAUCAGAUUUCGGAUGUGGGGGUAUGAAGUUCGUAGCUGCACUUCAAGUUGGAAAACCCUGUAGGCAUGUACUUUGUAUAACAGGCUAGCUGCUCCCACGUGAGUACUACUGUUUGACGACUUUUCACACCCCGCCGGACAACAUACGCAACACAAAUAAAAU
Messenger RNA from Closterium sp. NIES-67, 1914 nucleotides. The record is from the annotation of a GenBank genome assembly. Lineage: Eukaryota; Viridiplantae; Streptophyta; Zygnematophyceae; Desmidiales; Closteriaceae.